AUGCUUCAAUUCCUUCUCUUCACUCUCCUCAACACCAUUUCAUGCCAAAUGAUCGCUGAACUCUUCGACAAUGCUGUUACUAGCCCACCGCAACUUCUUUGUAAUGAAGAUGUCAUUCUCCUUCGAGUACAAACCUCUAAACCAUUCAAAGGUUUACUUUAUGUUGAUGGUCAAUCCGGUCGAGAGCAAUGCCGUUUGGAGUUUCCGGGAAACAAUGAGCCAGCGGCACAAAUAGCGAUUCGUUUAGGCGAUUGUGGGAUGAGACGCGAGAGACAGCUAACCGGUGUCAACUAUCGUAUGCGUCUCGUCGUCUCAUUUCAUCCACUUUUUCGAACGGGAAUCGAUCGAUCUUUUCAAAUUCGUUGUUUUUAUGCAAUGGCUGAUACAACAGUUGCAGCCGAGAUGGAUGUCAGCACUCGACCACCGGAAAAUCUUGAACAAGGCUCACUGCUGAAUCCAGAAUGCGCUUUCAGUGUUCGCCGCGAUUCUUUCGAUGGCCCACCAGUCGAUCUGUUAACAGUCGGCGAGAAGAUUUUCUAUCGUUGGGAUUGUAAACCGUUUCCCACUCGAAAACUCGGAAUGCUGAUUAGGGGAUGUGCGAUUAUUGCGGCUGGGACGACGGUCGAGUUGAUCGAUGGACGCGGUUGUCCACUCGUGCCUUUUAUGAACCCGCUCGUUUAUCAAUCGGAUCUUCUAACGGCGUACGCAGAAGUGCGGGCUUAUUCGAUUCGAGAUAUCGAUAAAGCAUACGUUCGUUGUCAAAUAAAACACUGCGAACUGGACUACAACGAGUGCCAAGGGGUUACGCCUCCAAAUUGUCCAAAUCUUGGUGGUCGAGUUUACUUGCCGACGUCAGUCGUCGAUUCAACAGCAAUCCCAACACAAGUCAUCGCCGCACUCCCAUCCGACGUGAUCGCCGUCGCUGAACUUGGUGGUUCAAUGAUGCAGCCACGACUUCCAGCAUUGAUUCCACAAGUUCCACAAGUGCCCGAAGAGCCGCCGACCUUUCGGAUGCCUUUCGAGCGACGAAAAGAGCCAAAACCAUUAAAUGAAUCCGAUGAAGAUGAAAAGACAAAAGAAAAGCCGAAAAGUACUGUAAGUACUGUAAAAUGGAUGAAUAAACCAGUACAAACAACAACAGAGAAGAACUCAACACCUUCAUUCUUGUUGUUGAAUCGUUCAAGAGAAGCACAACGCUUAGAAGAGCGAGCUUUUAAUAGACGAUUACGAGAUGAUCGUUUCAUUGAGGUUGUUUCUCCGGAUCUCACUUUCCUUCCAAGUGAAGCUUCUCGUUUGACCAAUCGGGAGAUAAGCGAAGUCGAAUGGCGUGACCCAAGCAAAACCUGCAUCGAUAACGCUCUUUUCGUGCCGAUUUUGACCGCCACAAUUCUCGUCACGAUUCUCUCGUUUCUCUUCAUUUUAACUCUAUUGAGAAAUUUGUAUAAAAGAUAUUGGAAAAAUGGAGAGGUUUCUUGUCAACGAGUCCCUUCUAGAUCAGUCACCGAUUGCACGGUUUCCUCGAAUCGAUCGGAUCUAUCGAGAACGUCUGAUAGAUCAAUCGACAUCAUCGAGGAGUACGGUAGCCGAAUGAAUCUGGCGACAAGGCCAACGCUAGACUGGUCAAAUGCUCCGCCAUUACGGCGACUCGGCUUGAACACAUUAUAUCAAAAU
Molecule: messenger RNA, 1671 nt
Organism: Mesorhabditis belari
Lineage: Eukaryota; Metazoa; Nematoda; Chromadorea; Rhabditida; Rhabditidae
Source: the annotation of a GenBank genome assembly